AUGACUAGUUAUCCUCCGCUCCUCACCGCCACCUCCACCGCCACCGCCGUCCACCACCACCUCCGGCCACCGCUCCGCGACCGUCGCCGACACACACGGCCACGUGAUAUAAACCGCGACCACGAUGUCGCUCACAGCGGAGCUGCAGGAGGCUUUAGAAGACCUCGACCGACCAAGUUCUUCGUUGUGUUUUUCUACAUCGUUGCUACUCCAAUGGUUGACGUUGAUGUGAAGAAGCCGCAUAAUAAUGUGCAUCCUCCAUCGCACGCACCGCCUCAACCACCUCCUCACGCUCCUAAGUCUCCCAAAGAUCCACAAGUUGGGCGUACCUUGGAACUCAACGGUCACGUUGGACUCGAUGCGUUACCUCAUCAGCUGGUCAAGAAGUCAGUCGAGGCUGGCUUUCAAUUCAAUCUGAUGUGCGUUGGAGAGACAGGCAUGGGAAAGACCACGUUAAUCGAAUCACUUUUCAACAUGAAGUUGGAUUUUGAGCCGUGCAGUCACGAACUGAAAACAGUAGAACUCCGCACCAGAUCGUAUGAGGUCGCUGAAGGAGGAAUUCGUGUGAAAUUGAGGCUGGUAGAGACAGCUGGAUUUGGCGAUCAACUGGACAAAGACCAAAGUGCACGAGUGAUAGUGGACUAUUUGGAGGCACAGUUUGAGCGCUACCUACAGGAAGAGCUGAAAAUUCGUCGUGCACUGAACUACUUCGAUGAUUCGAGAAUACAUGCAUGCUUAUAUUUUAUAUCACCAACAGGACAUGGCCUAAAGGCUCUGGACUUGGUGACAUUGCGCGAACUCGCCAAACGGGUCAAUGUGAUACCAGUUAUUGCAAAGUCCGACACAACAUGCAAGGACGAACUGAUCCGUUUCAAAAAUAAGAUCAUCAGCGAGCUCCGCAGUCACAAAAUUGAAAUCUAUCAGUUUCCGACAGACGACGAAACUGUAGCACAGGCAAACGCAGAAAUGAACAAUGCCGUUCCAUUUGCUGUUGUUGGCAGCGUCGAUUUCGUCAAGAAAGAGAAUGGAAUGCGCGUUAGAGCUAGAAGAUAUCCGUGGGGCAUUGUAGAAGUGGAAAAUGAGCAGCACUGCGAUUUUGUGAAGUUGAGGGAAGCGCUUAUUCGUACAAAUGUGGAUUCGCUUAGGGAAAGAACUCAUAAUGUAUUGUACGAAAAUUAUCGGCGUGAACGACUUCGUGCUAUGCAUGUUGGAGACGGCGAUACUGGACCAAAAAUGGUGGAAAUCUAUACGAUGAAGCAGAAAGAGUAUAAUGAAGAGUUUGCUCGUCGUGAAGUAAAAAUACGAGAAGAUUUCCAGAAAGCACUUGAAGCCAAAGAAGCCGAAUUACGUGAAAAAGAGGAAGCGUUAAACGUACGUUCACGUGAUGUGGAAGAGCAGGCAGCACAAGAACUUCGUCGUCUUGAUCAAGAAAUUCGCACUCUUCACGAUGAACGCACUCGUCUUCUGGCAAAAGUCGCUAAAAAGCUGAAGAGACAACCAUCCGCGAUCAGCCCGCAAAAACCAUGUUGCGACAUUUGCCUACAGUAAUCCCUACAGUAAUCGAGCGUCAUGUCGGAGCACUGAUUUGAGCGAUUCUAUUAGUCAGUUGUCCGCAUUCUUUCAUUUCGUUCGUUUAUAUAUUUCAUUUGCAAAAAUGUACAGACAUGUUUUUCUGCACAAUUCGGCAAUCUCACUGCUUUUGAUGUUGUUCCUCCAAACAUUUGUCACAAAUCAUUUUCGCUUCAAAGAGCUCAUCUCCAGAUGUGAAAGUCAAGAUCUACGGCCCAUUCCAAAGGUGGCAUAUCAAUGACAUUUGCUCUCUUUCGACCAUAACCUGAUCUUGUUUUUUCUUGUUUACACCAUCUUGCCUUCUUGCCUUUUUUAUGUGUAUUGUAUGACUAUCGAUCGUUGAUCUUGCCCUUUUGUCGAGUCAAUCAAGCACACACCCUUCCACAUCCGAGUUUCGGUCUAAGUCACUCGACCUCUAAUCGAUGUUUGUUCUCAGUCGAAUGGCAUAUCACCUCGUAAAUGACGAAUUUGUCUCACUUAAAGUCGUUUCUUGACAGUUUUCCUUCAAAACUACUUAUCUGGCCAGCAUUUUACGCAUUUAUGUUUUUGGUGUUUUAUUAUCUACAAGCGCUAUGGACCUUGGUAAAAGCUAUUAAACUUUC
Molecule: messenger RNA, 2171 nt
Organism: Cylicocyclus nassatus
Lineage: Eukaryota; Metazoa; Nematoda; Chromadorea; Rhabditida; Strongylidae
Source: the annotation of a GenBank genome assembly